This is a messenger RNA of Zingiber officinale, 1825 nucleotides long. Its product is annotated as COP9 signalosome complex subunit 3-like. The record is from RefSeq and is a predicted model, not a curated record. The transcript is spliced from 12 exons. Gene Ontology annotation, biological process: ubiquitin-dependent protein catabolic process. The coding region runs from base 99 to 1589 and encodes 496 amino acids. Gene Ontology annotation, cellular component: COP9 signalosome. Lineage: Eukaryota; Viridiplantae; Streptophyta; Magnoliopsida; Zingiberales; Zingiberaceae.
AACCAUCGACCGGCUUUUGAGCUGCUUCUCAUCCCGAGCCUCGUGGGAUUCAGUUUCAAUCAGGAGGGUCUGCGAUCGGCGAGGGGAAGAGCACGGCGAUGGAGUCGGUUGAGGUGCUGGUGGCGCACAUCCAGGGCUUGUCCAGGAGUCCCGACGAGGUCUCGCACCUCCACUCCCUGCUCAAGCAGUCCGAGGACGCUCUCCGCUCCCAUGCAUCUCGACUCGCCCCCUUCCUCUCCCAGCUCGACCCAUCCAUCCACACCCUAGGCUACCUUUUCCUUCUGGAAGCAUAUUCAUCUGGGUCAAUCUCAGGGGAGGAGGCUUCCGGUUUUCUUUUGACUGUAGUGGAAUUUAUCAACUCAUGCUCGGCAGAACAGAUACAGCUUGCACCAGAAAAAUUCAUUUCUGUUUGUAAGAGUUUCAAGGAUCAGGUUAUGCAGCUUGGGGUUCCCAUGCAAGGAAUAGCUCCCUUGUGGAUGGCUGUCCGUAAACUCCAAACUUCCACAGAGCAAUUAACUACCUUACACUCGGAUUAUCUUCUUCUGUGUCUUCUAGCUAAGUGCUAUAAAGCGGGACUAAGCAUUCUGGAUGAUGACAUCUUUGAGGUUGAUCACCCGAGAGAUCAUUUCCUCUAUUGCUACUACGGGGGAAUGAUAAACAUUGGAUUAAAGCGUUUUGAGAAAGCAUUAGCGUGUCUUCAUAAUGUUGUUACUGCACCGAUGACUACUCUAAAUGCAAUAUGUGUUGAAGCAUACAAAAAGUAUAUUUUGGUUUCACUCAUCCUGAAUGGACAGGUUCCAUCAUUCCCAAAGUAUACUUCUUCAGCCGCUCACAGGAAUCUGAAGAAUUAUACUCAGGUUGCCAACUACCCUCCGUCCCAUGCCCGUUGCUCAAGCUCACAUCUACCUCGCACGAAUCCUUGUCAACCUCAUCCAUAUGCGCUUGAGCCCUUAUCAACCUUGCAUCAGCCCUUGUCAAUCUCCUAUGCUCGCUCCGAAGCUCCCAUCAACCUUGUCUCACACUCAUGCCAUCACGGAUCUCAUGCAAGCUCACAUAUCCUGGAAAUUGUUUUCCUAGAACCUUACGUUGAUCUUGCUAAUUUCUAUGCCAGUGGGAAAUUUUCCGAAUUAGAGGCCUGCAUCCAAACGAACCAGGAGAAAUUUCUAUCUGACAGCAAUCUUGGUUUAGUAAAACAAGUAUUAUCUUCCCUGUACAAGCGCAACAUCCAGAGACUGACACAAACUUACUUGACCUUGUCACUCCAAGAUAUAGCAAAUGUUGCUCAAUUGAACAACCCUAAAGAAGCUGAGAUGCACGUACUCCAGAUGAUCCAGGAUGGAGAGAUAUUUGCUACUAUUAACCAAAAGGAUGGAAUGGUGAGCUUUCAUGAGGAUCCUGAGCAAUACAAAAGUUGCAGAAUGACAGAGCACAUUGAUUUUUCAAUCCAAAGGUUAAUGGCAUUGUCAAAGAAGUUGAGCUCCUUGGAUGACAAUCUUUCAUGUGAUCCCCAAUACUUGUCAAAGGUUGGGAAAGAAAGGCAGAAAUUUGAUUUCGAUGAGUUCGAUUCUGUUUCUCACAAAUUUAUGUGAACCUCAGCUGCGGGAUCAAUGGCAGGGAAGUUUCUGUUGCCAAUGCUUUAUCUUGUCCAAUAGGAAUCAUCUUGUCUAGUCUUCUCAUCCAAAGGAGUUUCCAAACAGUGUCGGAUGACUUUGUUUUUGAACCAUUUUAUGUGCAUCAUCAUCAUAAUUGUUCUUUCGCGUAAUCUGAGGACGCCAAAUUUGACAGCUGUGAUGUGCUUGUUUUACAGUUUGCCCGCUCUUUUACA